CUGGUCUCUAGAUCCAAGGUUUCGGCGUGUUGCCGUUCUUUUCAGCUCGCUUUCUAGAAUGUUGGGCAAACUGUCCCAUUCAGCCAUUUCUCGCCAGUCACACGGUUUCAUCAAGUAGAUGCGUGCGAUAGACAUAGUAGUCAUACCACACAAAUGAGUUGGAAGGGUCCAUGAUGGUUCUGGACUUGAGAAUGGCAAACUGUUUGAGGGAGUCUUUGAACCCACAGUCAUAGACUAUACCUUGCUCGGGCAUGACAAUAUCGACGAUCUCAGAGCAGUCUUGCGGCAAUGUGUGGAAAGCGACUCGUCCUGGAGAUGGAAUUGUCUUCUCUCUGUAAGCAGGUCCUUCUUCCAGGCGGUGUUUUCUUUUAACAACAUUCGCAAAUGAAGCAGCAGAGAAGAACUGAAGCUAUGGACCGAGCCGAGCGUAUAAGCAGGAGAUUCAGAGGACGAGCCCUGAAAAGUGACUGCCGAAGAUGAAACUGGUGCCCAGGGAUCUCUGACCGAAGUUGCUCUCUAUCCACAGCACGACACGGCGGUGGUGAUGAAAGGACUUUUGGCCAUCACCGUGAGACCUUUUGAGUAGGACCUUAGUCCUUCGAUGAGCAUGAUAGUUUCUUUCCUUUGGAUUAAAGAUCAUUCCAGGGUCCUUUUCGAAGGCGAAUGAUAUCAGACAGAGGUAAAUUGUCCGCGACAAAACGGGUGCCCUCUAGGGGCAGAUUCCCCAGGAUAUCAUACUGGAACCCAUGAACGUAGGAACAUCAACUCGUGCCUGAACUCGCGCAGCUCAUAUGGGCUUGCUGGUUCAAGAUGCCACGCAAGCUAUAUAUUUGUUUCAGCUUGUAUACCUUGUCUGCGUGACAGGGUAAAACAAUGGCUGGAUACAUACAUCGCUGGGCGACUUGACUUGGGCAAGUUCUAGUAAUGCCUCAAAAAGGCUCGAUCCUGGGAAAAGGAAUCCAUGACUGAGAAGAAUAUGCCUUCAUGGAUGUUGAAAGGAAAGGGUACAUCUGAGUGAACCAGGAGAGAACGUGGUCGUGUUGGUUGUGGUGAAAGAUCUUAAGUUUCCCAGCCAAGGCACAGAAGCGGGCCAAAGCAGGUGAGAGAGAAGGCCAGGCCAGUCAGUAUACCUGCGGGUGGAGCAUCAAGUCUCAGUCUCAUUCCUCUCUCUCCUUUUCAUUCUCUCCACCUUCCAUCGCAUCUGUUCUCCCCAACCUUCGACCUCCACCUCGACCUCGUCGCUCGAGUACUCGCUCUUAGAUCGUGCCCUCGCAGCCGCAGCCUCCGAUCCCUGAGCUUCAGCGCUGCAGAUCCCGACCGACGCGCUCCUCCCGGUUGCUCCCCUCUUCCCCCUUCCCCGCAGCUUUCCAGAAUCCUCAGCGCAAACCUCUCCCAGUCCCGAAUCUCCUCGUCCUCGGCCAUAUUCUCUGGACUCCAAUUCUCGGACGCAAUGAUAUACCAGUUCUCACGACUUCGUUGAUCUGCGCCUGGCUGGCCUUCACGAGACCCGUCUUCCCUAUCGCACGUUCUCCCGCCACGAGCGGGUUUCCAACGGUCGAACCGAUCGCGUCCGAUUAACCUUCUCACCAACACCUUCAGCUCGGUUUCCUCGUCACCCUCUCCACGGAAACUCUACAUACCGGCGACGAUCGUGGGCUUGUCAGCCGUCGCCUUCGCCGCCUCCGCCGCCUCCGCCACCUUUCUCAGUCUCCUUCCUGGUCUCCCCUUUUCGCCCGACAUGAGUGGUCUUGCCGAUCCCCCGUCCUCGAGGGCCACCUUCGCCGGACCUGCAGAUGGUCCCGGCAAAACGCGAAACCUCCCCGUUCUUUCGCAAUCCGCUCAACACUCCCCGGCGGCCAUGGACAUCACUCCGCCAGCAUCAGUCGCCGCGGGUGGUAUCCCUGUCCGUAGCAGUCCCGAUAGCGACCGCACUGGCGCAAUUAACACCAAUGGCGCGGAAGUCGGCAUCACGAGUAAUCCCCAAAACUCGACCGUGGGGGCUGCUGCAGCAGCCCAGCAACCCAAAGUGGUACAAACCGCAUUUAUCCACAAGCUUUACAACAUGCUUGAGGAUUCUAGCAUCCAGCAUCUGAUAUCGUGGUCCAAUACCAACGACAGUUUUGUCAUGUCACCGACUUCUGAAUUCUCCAAAGUCCUAGCCCAGUAUUUCAAACAUACCAACAUUUCAUCCUUUGUCCGUCAGUUGAAUAUGUACGGGUUUCACAAAGUGAGCGACGUCUUUCAUACGGGCUCCCCGGACUCUGCGCUCUGGGAAUUCAAACAUGGAAAUGGCAACUUCAAACGGGGUGACCUGAUCGGGCUUCGCGAGAUCAAGCGCCGCGCAUCUCGCCAUGCUCUGAUCCAUCGCGACUCGUUUCCAGGCCACAAGGCUACUGCGUCGCAACCGGGCACCCCCGCCGAGCCUGUUCCCGAUGCGACGGAGGCCAGGCUGAUGAGCCUUGAAUACAGUCUUCAUGACAUGCAUGCGCGCCUAGCUCGUGCCGAGGAAGGGAACGUGGCACUGAGUUCGAAAUGCCAGAACAUGGCUGAAGGUCUCGCCAAAUGCUACCAAUGGACGCAUUCAAUCUCCCGUUUUCUUCAAGGUGUUGUGCCCAAUCAGGAUAGUCCUUUAUAUCGCGACAUUUUGAACAUGCAAAGGGAGGUGGAGAAGCAUCUCGAAUCAGUUCGUGCCAUGGAGGCUUCCCAUGAUACUCUCAUGCCACCACGCCAACCUUUCUUCGGAAACUUGCCAGUGGAAUCCGGUCCUCCCUUGUCCCCUCGCCAACUACCCCAGGACGACAGCCGGCGCCCAUCUAUGAUUCGACCACCCGUCCCGCCUCAUCUUGCGGUGUCCCCUCGUCGCUACGGCUCUAUUGGAGGUGCCAAUGCGCCGAUUCCUAAUUAUAACCGACUCCAGCCUCCUCCCCCUAGUGGUGCUACUGCUCCGCCACCACCGCAGCAACAACCACAACAACCGACGCCUCAUCCUCUUUCCAUAUCGACUCCUCCCGGAGCCCCGAAUUUGGGCCGCCGUCACACGUUCGCGGAUAUUCGGCAAGCCGACUGGCCUCCCGCAGGUACUUCUCCUUUCCCUCCUGGAAAUCCCCCUGGGGCUGGUGGAAGCAGUGGGCCUUGGCCCUCGUCGCCUCAUCGUGUACCUACAAGUAGCGAGCAACAAGUCCGGGAUGUACUCGCUCAGUAUGAGAUGGGUGCACCCCGGCGCCUCCAGGAUCAAUCCCGUCAUGCGACACCUCCGACUGGGGCCGAGCCAUCCCCGUCCAUGUUAAGUGUGGACAAUGGCUGGACUCUGGGAGGCUCGAGGUUCCCCCGUCAGGAGUCUUCUCUACCUGCCACUCGCCGCUCGAGCAUGGCCAGCAAUGUCCAUUCUCUACUGAAUCCCGCCGAUACUGCUGAACGGCCGGACGAAGACCAACAAGAGGACCGGAAACGCAAACGGUUGGAAUAGAUUCCAGCAGCAUGAAAUGCACAAUCAGCGGAAUCAUUGCAAAUACUUAUCAUCAUCAUCUUCUUCUCCUCACCCUCGGGCUGAGGCCAACUCAUACACCAAAUGAUACGAUUUGGACUAUUCCCGAAACCAGUUUCUUGUCAAAUCAAUUCUCCAUAUACCCAACCAUACUCCCCGGCAAUCCGCCUCUUUUUUCUUGGACAGCAUCUGUAUACCUGCAAACACCAUCACAGCCACCUCAUCUCCAGCUCCUUGGAUUCCAAAAGCUCGACAGCAUCUUAUUUUCUCCUCGCUUAUCCAUUCGAUUUCCGCUAUCCUGCGUCUGUAGAUGUGUCACAUUCUCCCAUUACCAUUUCCCUCUUUUCUCUCUAUUUUCAUUUAACUGUUGUACUUCUCUCCAUCUGACCCUUCCUCUCUCUCCCAUAAUCACCUCUUUUUGUGUAUCUUUUGCUUUGGAAAUCUUCAUGCUGUCGGUUUCAAGUGACGAAAUUGGCUUCUGGGUUUUAUACUUCAUUCUCGCAGCAUAUUUUAUAUACCCUGGUGUCGGACGGAGCAAAGAAAAACAUCAUGGUGGCAUCUAGAACUGUCUGGAAUGGAAUUUUGUAUUCUAUACAUGUGCCCACUUCUCAUUCUGAAUCGAGCAAGUUUGUGGAACCCUUUAUUAGUUGGGGUAAGGAGGGGGAGGCUCUGCAAAUGAAAGCCUCUUCAAGUAAAGCCUUCUCGGC
Penicillium brasilianum is the source of this 4191-nucleotide messenger RNA. The record is from the annotation of a GenBank genome assembly. NCBI's taxonomy places the organism in Eukaryota, Fungi, Ascomycota, Eurotiomycetes, Eurotiales, Aspergillaceae.